AUGACCGGCAUCGACAUCUUCGCCCAGGGCGCCUGGGACGAUCGCGCCUUGGUCAAGGGCUGGAAUGCUCAGGUGAACGAGUACAAGAAGUAUCACAGCCUGCAAAAGAGGGACAAGAAGGUUCCCCUCAGCGAGAUGCUUACUGCCGCCGAGAUCUUCGAUCUAGCUGAUCUUGCCGAGCCGGAGGAGCUCGAGGAGAUGGGCAUCAGCGCCCAUGCGCAGUCUCGCGCCAAGCUAGAACACGAGUCCCAGGGCGCCCACACGGCGGACGAUGGUACCGCCUACCAGCCUCCGAUGGCCAACCACGCCAGUGACGCCGCUGCGCCUUCCGAGGAGACGGACGCUGCUGCCCUCCAGCUGAUGCAGGAGGCCGAGAUGCAGAAUGUCGCCCAGCCGCCGUCGGCCCCUCCCAUGCCGGGCACUGCCCACGCCACCGCGCCUGGUCAGGGAGACGCCUUGAAGAACAUGCAGAUGGCGUUUUACUACGCCGGCUACUAUCAGCACCAGUACGAGACUCAGCUGCAGUCUGCCCAGAAGUCCGGUUGA
This is a messenger RNA of Diplodia corticola, 546 nucleotides long. Its product is annotated as survival motor neuron. The transcript has 4 exons. Lineage: Eukaryota; Fungi; Ascomycota; Dothideomycetes; Botryosphaeriales; Botryosphaeriaceae. The record is from RefSeq and is a predicted model, not a curated record. Bases 1 to 546 code for a protein of 181 amino acids.